AUGCCACGGACAAGAAACUGCUCGACUACGUCGCCGAUCUCGUGUACUUUCCGCAGACAGGAAACGGGUAACAGCACUCUAUGUGGCCGCUACAUCCGCGAUAGAUUCCACCGAUGCCAGAGUCUUUUCAAGAAAGAUUUACUCAGCCAUUUCGGUUGUGUCAAUGCUAUUGAAUUUAGCAACAAUGGCGGAGAGUUUCUUAUUUCAGGUGGAGAUGAUAGACGAGUACUGCUAUGGAAUGUGGAGAAAGCAAUAUCUGGGCUUGGUAAAGCAGUUACCAUGAAAGGAGAACAUAACUCUAAUAUAUUCUGUCUAGCUUUUUCCUCCAGUAAUAAUAAGGUGUUUUCAUCUGGUAAUGAUGAACAAGUCAUAGUUCAUGAUGUUCACAGUGGAGAAGCACAGGAUGUUUUCUUACAUGAGGAUACCGUGUAUGGUUUAUCUGUACAACCAGAUAAUGACAAUAUAUAUGCCAGCGCAUGUGAUGAUGGUCGUGUACUCAUAUGGGAUAUCAGAGACCGUAGUGGACAAGAGCCAUUUGUUUUAGCAAACUAUACAUCAGCUUUCCAUGCUGUGGUCUAUAAUCCUGUUGAGCCAACGUUGCUAGCUACAGCCAGCUCUAAAGAAGGUGUUGGAUUGUGGGAUGUCAGAGCUCCAAGAACGUGUUUAUUGCGUUAUGGUGGAAGUCUCUUACAACAGAGUGCCAUGAGUGUAAAGUUUAAUUGUACUGGUGAUAGACUAGUUUCACUUAGAAGACGUCUUCCACCUGUCUUGUAUGAUAUACAGAGUGCUGUACCGUUAAUACAGUUUGACCAUUCUGGCUAUUAUAAUUCAUGUACUAUGAAGAGCUGUUGUUUUGCUGGUGAUUCAGACCAGUAUAUUCUGUCUGGGUCUGAUGACUUCAAUUUGUAUUUGUGGAAAAUACCAGAAGGAAAUUUAGAAGGGCACCUGAUAUGGAGUCCAUUCAAGUUACCAGAGUCUGUGGGUACUACCACCGGUGGUAUGGAUAUGAGUGAAGUUGAAAGGAAUAUGUAUUCACACGAAGAGUACAUUGACCUCGUACUUAACAGUGGGCAGGGAUUGUCACAUGACUAUACCCACAAAUCAAUGCAUGAAGAUCCACGAAUGAUUGCAUUUUUUGAUUCUUUAGUUCAAAGGGAGGUGGAAGGAUGGAGCAGUCUGAGUGACUCUGAUGACAGCUUACUAAGUGGACAAAACUUUUAUGUACAGUUGAUGGAGAGGGAGUCAAAUGUUCCAUCUGAUGAUGAAAGUCUUUUUGCGUUUUCAUCCUCAGAUGGCAACACAUCACGACCUGAGGAUUUAGCACAGUCUGCAGCAGAGUUACGUAGACUGUUUGAUAUGAGGGUGGUUAGACCAAACAGUGACACUGCUAAUAAUACAGAAUCCGCCACCUCACAACCUAGUCCACAAAGUUUUAUACAGUUAGAAACACCUUCAAGAAUCAGAAGAGUAUCUUUAGCAGAUACGACUAAUGUCAAUAGUGAUACUGAUGUAAGUAAUGAGGAGACGCACAGUUUGCCGAGUAACUCACCCGGACCUUCACAGAGUAAUUUAGGUCGGUGGCUUAACUGUGACUACGACUCAGACUCAAGUAAUAAACUGCUCUCAUCAGUCAUGCAUCUUGACCAUGAUAGAUUAAUUAGUCUCAGACAAAGGAUUGCAUGUAGACGUGCCCUGAGAGAGAAGUUAUCCAGACGCAGUGUAUCAAGGAAUAAUUUGACUGUAGAUGAUAGCAGCAGCAGUAGUAGUGAUGAUGAGGACACUGGUACACGAUUACAAAGUGUGUCUGCACGAAGUAGAUCGGUAGGAACAGCAUCUAUGAGCAUUAUUCGGUCUCUAAGACGACGCAUUCAUAAUGAGGAUGCUCUGAACAAUGACAACUUGGACAGUGCUGCGCCUGUGGGCGUUGAUGGGGAGUACAGAGACAAUAAUACCAGUAGUGAGGAUGUCAGGUUGGACAGAUCUAAAAGGACUUGCAAUGAAAACUGUAAUGACUUACAACCAGGCUGUAGCAAAAAAUCAAAGCCAAGGAAUACAGGUGAUACAUUGCCAUCUGGAAGCCAGCCACCCCAUCUAACACUGAAAAAUGAUAACUCACAAGACAGUGCUUGUAAUGGUGCACAAACUGACAAUUUAUGUUUGGAUGCUGCAAACGGUGAUUGUAAUCCAGUCAAUGGAAAUAACAAUGAAAACAACUGGCCAGAAUUCCGAAGGUUUAAGAAUCGAGUGGCAAGAACUAAAAGGAACUAUAGAAGGAAUGAAACCAAUGAUAGUGAUGACUGA
This is a messenger RNA of Saccoglossus kowalevskii, 2301 nucleotides long. Its product is annotated as DDB1- and CUL4-associated factor 5-like. The record is from RefSeq and is a predicted model, not a curated record. NCBI's taxonomy places the organism in Eukaryota, Metazoa, Hemichordata, Enteropneusta, Harrimaniidae. Gene Ontology annotation, biological process: negative regulation of fatty acid biosynthetic process. Gene Ontology annotation, cellular component: cytoplasm; Cul4-RING E3 ubiquitin ligase complex. Gene Ontology annotation, molecular function: protein binding.